CAUGAAUAGAGAAAGGGAAGAGGAGAAAGAGAUUGGAAAAUCUGGAGCAACAAUACGGCGACCUUGACUCUACUCUUGAACUGAGGAGACUUUUUUAAACCUCAGUUCAUGAAUUAUUCUAUUCCUGUCCAUAUACUUCCCCCUUUCCCGAUUCAUUGCUGCGUCAUCAUUUUAUUCCUCUUGCAAGCUCGUGAUAUCUCAAUUCCCCGAAUAUACGCCCUCCCGCAUAAGCUUCGCUUUGGAUGCAUUGGAAAUAGUCAAUAGUGUCUUGUGUGCUCGCAAACGGUUAUAAAUCUGGGUUGAUAGGCGAAAAUGUUCUCAUCUGCGCUCAAAUCUCUGAGCUCUAACAUAACAUCAAACUAUCAAGUUUCUCCCCACCCAACCUUGGUUUCAGGACCGUGGAAGAUCCAUGACGGCAAGAAGAAGUCCACAGGCACAUCGGCUUCGAUCUUUAUCUUCGAUAAGAAGGCUCUCGAGAUCCGUUCAAGCGGGCUAGGCAGUCGCUCGAGUGCUUCCACUAAAAAGUUGCAGGAAGAUGUUGUUGAGCGACUGAAGCGAGAAGCCGGCACUCUUGCACGCCUUCGACAUCCCUCUGUUCUUCAGGUUUUAGAACCUCUGGAAGAAACUCGUGGCGGCGGGCUUAUGUUUGCUACCGAACAGGUUACUGCCUCUCUUGCUGGACUUUUGCAGGCCAAAGAUACUCAAGAGAGCUCUGGCAGGGCCGCAUCUGAUGCCCGCCGCGGAGGGUCUAGCCGUUACAUGGUGGAGGAUCCUGAUGGAACGCGGAGGCGACGAGAUCUUGAUCUUGAUGAGCUAGAAAUCCAGAAAGGUCUGUUGCAAGUGGCAAAAGGUCUCGAGUUUCUGCACGAAUCGGCAGGGCUCGUUCACGGAAAUCUUAAUCCCGAAGCCGUCUUCAUCAAUGCUAAAUCGGACUGGAAGAUCUCUGGGCUUGGGUUUGCUGGCCCGCCAACUGCAUCGGAUUCACGAUCGACGCUUCCACCGCUUGCCUUGUCAGAAGUGCUCUAUCAAGAUCCCCGUUUACCAACGUCAGUCCAGUUGAACAUGGACUAUACCUCUCCGGACUUUGUGUUGGACUCCAAUGUCACACCCGCCGCCGACCUUUUCUCACUUGGUCUAGUGAUUGUGGCGCUCUAUAACUCACCCCAUGUAUCUCCAUUGCAGACACACUCAAAUGUGAACACAUACAAGAAGCUCCUUAGCUCUUCCUCAACCACCCCUUCCCAAGGCAACAACUUCUUGUCUUCGGGCACAAUCCCAAGAGACAUCCUCACUCAUGUACUACCCAGAUUGAUAACUCGAAGGCCAGCCCAGCGACUAAAUGCUCGGGAAUUCCAGCAAUCCCCCUACUUCGACAAUAUUCUGGUUUCAACAAUCCGUUUCCUGGAGUCUCUGCCAGCAAAGAACCCGAAUGAGAAAUCGCAAUUCAUGCGCGGCUUGCAACGAGUAUUACCCGAGUUCCCAGUGUCUGUAUUGGAAAGAAAAGUCUUGGGAGCUCUAUUAGACGAGAUGAAGGAUCGUGAGCUUCUUCCUCUUGUCUUAGGCAAUGUUUUUGCCAUCCUUCAACGCAUCCCCAGUGCGCUGCGCAUAUUCCCCGAUAGGGUAAUACCCCAGCUGAAAGAGACCUUUCCGGCUGGUAAGGGGCCUCACCAGGAGCGUGACUCCAAGAAGGAUGCAGGGUUGAUGGUGGUCCUGGACAACAUGAACAUUGUUGCUAAAAAUUGCCCCGGGAAGGAGUUCAAGGAAGAUAUUUUGCCCUUGAUCCGCCUGGGACUUGACUCACCGACACACUCGUUGGUAGAUGGUGCAAUCAAAUGUCUUCCCGUCAUUCUACCCGUUCUCGACUUUAGCACUGUCAAGAAUGAGGUCUUUCCGCCGAUUGCUGCAACCUUCAGUCGCACGAAUAGCCUUGCCAUCAAAGUGCGCUGCUUGGAGGCGUUCGCUAUUCUCUGUGGCGGUACUGUGAACUCCGAAGAAGCUCUAGGAGAUGACUUGACAGGUGUUGGUCCAGGCAGCGUACCGCAGUCGAGUAAGUCAUCGAUUCUGGACAAGUACACGAUACAAGAGAAACUUGUUCCAUCACUGAAGGCCAUCAAAACAAAAGAGCCAGCUGUCAUGAUGGCAGCACUGAAUGUGUUCCGACAAGUUGGAACAGUGGCAGAUACCGAAUUCCUUGCUUUGGAACUUCUCCCAGUCUUAUGGAGCUUCAGCCUCGGACCUCUCCUCGAUCUUCGCCAAUUCGGCGGUUUCAUGCGCUUGAUCAAAGAUCUUUCCUCGAAAGUCGAACGUGAACAGACAAAGAAGCUGCAGGAACUUUCUUCGGCAGGCGACAAUACCAAGUUUCAGAAUAGCGCAGUAGGAUUUUCCCAAUCGGCAGGUGACUUGAAUCAAACUAGCGCCGAUGCACAAGAGACCUUUGAGCGUCUGGUCCUGGGACGGAACCCUAACAGCCUCAAUGGCCAAGAUACCGAUCUAUGGAGUACUGCCUCUGCAGAGCCCGCAACAAAACGGCCUCCCAUUGCAAGCACUUCAUCCACCGGGAUAUCCUGGUCGCCAAGCGUUGCUAGCCCUGUUUCCAAAGGAGGCAUGCUACCAACACUAUCAAAUCUCAGCAUGCGGUCGGUCACACCUGACUACAACCUUAGCUCCUUUCCCUCCUUGCAACCUGCUGCUAGAACAAACUCGCCCUCAACUCCAGCAGCUCCUACGUUGCCGAUUUCUCCUCCCGCCCUUCAAUCUUGGACCUCACCGGGUUCCUCAAACCCUCAACAGCCUCUUCCGGGGUCAAGGGCUUCGAGCAAUGGCUUAGGAUCCUUGUCCAGUCUCAGGGUCAAUAAUAGUAUCUCUGGACAAGGAUCGCAAUCUACUCCCAACUAUGCUGCGUUCUCAAUUCCUCCCCCGCCAGCCGGGCUGGGCCAAGUCGGCUCCCUGACGAACCCCACUGCAGCGCCGAAUCCCGUGCGAUCCCCUUUCAGUGGUAAUAUCACACCCACCGCUUCCUUCAGCAAUACUUCAGUUCCACCGCAAGGGAUGCAAAAACAGGGCCUUGACAAGUAUGAGAGUUUGCUAUGAGAUGUAUGGCCUGUGUUGUUGCGUGAAUCCGUUCGUCUUCUUCCAACCUUUAGCGUUCGAUAUCCUACCGAGUUGCUGGAUGUGUGAUUGCAAGCACCACAAAUGGAUGCAAUUUGCCCACAUACCACUGCCCAAUUAUAAAUGUAACGUACGACUUGGACUGGUAGCGAAAGAAAAAAAGAACAAAAACAAAAAC
Messenger RNA from Aspergillus japonicus CBS 114.51, 3286 nucleotides. Its product is annotated as putative protein kinase Scy1. Bases 313 to 3090 code for a protein of 925 amino acids. The record is from RefSeq and is a predicted model, not a curated record. Gene Ontology annotation, biological process: protein phosphorylation. Lineage: Eukaryota; Fungi; Ascomycota; Eurotiomycetes; Eurotiales; Aspergillaceae. Gene Ontology annotation, molecular function: protein kinase activity; ATP binding. The transcript is spliced from 2 exons.